AUGUUAUACAAUCAAAGAUGUACACUAUCACUUUCAUCUAAAUUAAUGGGAAUCAUUGGAAUAAUUUUAUGCCUUAGUAUACAGAUCAGGGGAUUAGCUUUAUCUCCCAAUGGGAUAUUGAUAAAGGGCUUAAAGUUUACACGACCAUGUCCAGAAGAGAAUUACAGAUUUCACAAUGCAACAGGGAAUUUCAUGUGUGUUGUACCGACAGCAAAAAAAUGCUUCGAAUUAUGCCAAGAAUUGGGUUGUAAUGAAUGGUACUUUAUGAGUUUUGUACCGUCAGGUAGUGAAGAAAUUAAAAAGCAUCAUCGCUGUCGUUGUUUCCCGGAAUAUCAUAUGUGCUUUUAUAAUUCUGUACCAAGAAAAUAUCGUGAUUUUGAAUAGUGAAUAAAUUUCAAGCUGCACACACUCUACUUUCUUAUUCAGAACACUUCUACCGCUUGUUCAACUGACAGUAUAAGUCAAUAAAAAGUCUCUGAGGUCAUCAAAGAAGAAUUCAAGCACACAUUAUCAUUUUUUUUGAACUGUGAUUGGGAAUAU
Messenger RNA from Trichobilharzia szidati, 540 nucleotides. Lineage: Eukaryota; Metazoa; Platyhelminthes; Trematoda; Strigeidida; Schistosomatidae. The record is from the annotation of a GenBank genome assembly.